AUGGCGGAUCUAUCAAUAACAAACACGCUUUCUGGUGCUUAAAAGUCUAUUAAUAAUGAGUCUGGCAUCUUCAGACGAAAUAAAACCAGAGGAUAUUCACAAUCUGUUGGAACAUUGUGUUAAAACUGCACACAAAGUUAAAGAUGGCGACAUUGAGGGUGAAUUUAUCAUGGAGAGAUGUCUUGUAUUAUUUUCAAAGGAUUAUCGAUAUUCGGUGAUAAAAAACUUUAGUGGAGAGCUGUGUGGCCAUUAUCCCAGUAAGGUAGUUUUUUUAGAGUACCAACUAUCGGACGAUGAAAGAAACUGCAAGAAGCGGUACGAUGAUGUACAGAGUAUGUAUGAUGUUCCCAGAAUGAGAGAAUUGAUAAAACAGGCUCGUUAUGCACGAUGCAGAUCUCGUUUUCCUGUGCCUGUCAUUCUGUAUGAAGGCAAGCAUGUUUGUCGUUCAGCAACUCUGGCGAGUGGAGCAGAAAUGUUUGGACGCACUGGUCUAGAUUUUCUAUUUUCAGCCCCUGACAGGCCGCAGGAAGAGGCAGCAGACCGUGGAGGGGGCUCUGGUGCAGACACAUUUGACCGAUUUCGAGGUCAUGACAUUAAUUUAUUAAAGACACUGUCUAUUAGAUACAUCUGUGAUCUCAUGGUGGAAAAGAAGAAAGUGAAGUUUGGAAUGAACAUUACUUCAUCAGAAAAGGUGGACAAGGAGAACAGAUAUGCUGAUUUCUGUAUUCUGUCUGUCCCAUAUCCAGGUUGUGAAUUUUUCAAGGAAUGGAAGGAUAAUUCAUAUUUUGGAGAAAUGAUGAAAUUUGAUUGGAAUCAGGAUUAUGUUGAUGCCAACUUAGACAUUCCAGAUGAUUCACUACUUAAUAAAAUUGGCCUAGAUUGGAAGAAGUACAGAACAUGGGACAUAAUUCAACUGACACAAAACUACAUGAAAUUAUUUAUUCACAUCUUGAGGGAGGGGAACACGGGUAUCCUGGUUCACUGUAUCUCGGGCUGGGACAGAACCCCCAUGUUUAUAUCUCUCCUCCGUCUGUCACUGUGGGCUGAUGGAGCUGCUCAUGCUACACUCUCCCCAGCGGAGAUUUUAUAUCUCACGCUGGCUUAUGAUUGGUAUCUUUUUGGUCACAAUCUUCCUGACAGAGUGAACAAAGGUGAAGAGAUUUUAUUUUUCUGCUUCAAUUUCCUGUCAUACAUUACAUCAGAUGAAUUUUCUCUCAAAUCCUCAAGUUCUGCCAGGAAAGUAAGCAGAACGGACUCAGAGUGCAAUAUGGAUGGAGUCUUGUUAGACUCGGACCAUCGCCGAUUCAGUAUUCGAGGAAGUAACACGAGUAUCAGUAGCCUAGGUAGCUGUGGUUUUGAAAAUGCCCCCGUCUUCUUCACAACAAAUCCAGAGGAGGAUCCACAUCUAUCACAUGGUAGAAAUCCCAGUGUCAGUAUAUCAGCGAGAUACUCUCCGGCUGCCAACAGACUGUCUUCAGAGAAUUCAUCUCAUUUUAACAGUAUCCAUUCUAAUUCUUCCUCCUCCUCAAGUCCAAUGGCGGUCCCCAACAAUCUCCGCAAAAUGGAGACCACCCGCUCAACUUCUGAAGGAUGUGGAAGCUGGCAGGUGGUGUCUAGUUGUGGUAGUCUUCGUGGAUUGGUAUCUUCCCAUGAUUCUCCACAUUCAGUAGGGUCCAGUGGCAGCUCGGGAAGACUCAGUUCAUGCCAGGAAGCCAUAGAAUAUGUUGAAAGCACAAGACAUAAAAAACUGGAUGCAGUGCGAAGAAUUUUCCAUAAUGCUUAUGUUAAUAAAAUUGCCGCCAAAUCUGGAGGAGCGGGCGGUAUUGGUAAUUUUCUGGACCAGUUUGCUGAGAAAGUUGGAAUAAGAAGUGGCAAGACUACCCUGGUGUGAUGUAGCACUGUUUAGUUAGGAAUCUUAUAGGAAGUGGAGUAAAGACAUACCAUUGUAUGUGUAGUUAGGAACCUUAUAGAAUGGAUGACUGAAUUAGCAGACUGCAGGAGAAACAAGGACCACAUCUUGUGUCUGAUUCCCAGAGAGAAAGUGUUAUUUUUGAUAGCUCUCUGUGAUAUCAUUGUAUUUCAUCUUUUCUCAUGAUUAACACAUUACAUGAUGAUGUUUUAAGUGUCAUCAGGGUACAUGUAUAUAUGUUUUUAUAGUAAAUGUGGGCAAUUGUUUUAAUGAAACAAAAAUACAUUUUCUUGUUGAU
Messenger RNA from Ostrea edulis (European flat oyster), 2207 nucleotides. RefSeq names its product myotubularin-related protein 14-like. NCBI's taxonomy places the organism in Eukaryota, Metazoa, Mollusca, Bivalvia, Ostreida, Ostreidae. Gene Ontology annotation, molecular function: phosphatidylinositol-3-phosphate phosphatase activity; phosphoprotein phosphatase activity. Gene Ontology annotation, biological process: dephosphorylation. The record is from RefSeq and is a predicted model, not a curated record. The transcript has 18 exons. Bases 56 to 1891 code for a protein of 611 amino acids.